AUGUCUACCGCACUGUUACAUUUUUUGCAAGAUGAUUACAACACAAUUCUUAAUUAUAAUGAAUUUUCAGAUACAGAAAUCUUAAUCGGAGAGGAACCCUACAUUAGAGUCUUUAAAGCACACUCUUUAAUAUUAAAAAUUCGUUCACCUUAUUUACGAACUGCUUUAUCAGACAAUUGGAUAAAGAUCGAAAAUGAUGUCAUUAAAUUGCAAAUACCUAAUAUUUCUAUUGAUGUAUUCGAUAUUAUCUUAAAGUACUUGUACACUCGUAAUCUUGACCUCUCCAGAUACGAUAUUAAAACAAAUAUUGCGCUUUUAAUUGCUGCCGAUGAAUUAAGUCCUUAA
Molecule: messenger RNA, 345 nt
Organism: Funneliformis caledonium
Lineage: Eukaryota; Fungi; Glomeromycota; Glomeromycetes; Glomerales; Glomeraceae
Source: the annotation of a GenBank genome assembly